UUUUGCGGGGGGGAGCGACGAGCAGUGGCGAGCGAGGCCGAGGGCGCUGCGAGCGGGGACGGGGUCCCGGGGCGCACCACACCGCAGCGGCGGCAGCAGCAGCGGCGGCGGCGGAGGCGCGGGGCCUAGCCGAGCCUAGGCAGGCUCGCUUGUUCGGUCGCUCGCUCGCGGGGGGAGGGGAGCGGAGCGGAGCGGAGGGGAGGGGACGGCGCCGUCGCCCGCUCCGCACUCGCCGUUUUUCCCCGCAGCCGACGCCGCCCGGCUCGGCCCCGCCUCGGCCGCGCGCCAUGUCCAGGCCCGUCAGGAACAGGAAGGUGGUCGAUUACUCACAGUUUCAGGAAUCAGACGAUGCUGAUGAAGAUUAUGGAAGAGAUUCAGCUCCUCCAGCUAAGAAAAUCCGCUCAUCUCCUCGGGAGGCUAAAAAUAAGAGGCGGCCUGGAAAGAAUUCUCAAGAGGACAGUGAGGAUUCAGAGGAGAAAGAUGUGAAGACCAAGAAAGAUGAGUCUCAUUCAGCAGAUGAAGAUUUUGGCAGUGAGGACGAUGACUUAGAAGCAGAUGAUGGCAAAGCUGACAGUGACUAUGAGAGCUCUCAGAAAAACAAAAAAGGAAAAAAGGCCAAACCCGAAAAGAACAAGAGAGCCUCCAAAUCCAGGAAAAGGCCUGCAGAGGACAGUGAGGAUGAGAAAGAAGACCACAAAAAUGUGCGCCAGCAGCGGCAGGCAGCAUCUAAAGCAGCUUCCAAGCAACGGGAGAUGCUCAUGGAUGAUGUAGGCAGUGAGGAAGAGGAGCAGGAAGAUGAAGAGGCACAAUUCCAAGAGAAAGAUUCUGGCAGUGAUGAAGACUUUCUUGUGGAAGAUGAUGAUGAUAGCGACUAUGGCAGUUCAAAAAAGAAGAAUAAAAAGGUGGCCAAGAAAUCCAAGCCAGAGAGGAAAGAAAAGAAAAUGCCCAAGCCUAGGCUAAAGGCUACAGUGACACCCAGUCCAGUGAAAGGCAAAGGGAAGGCAGGCCGGCCUCCGGGUUCAAAGGCAUCAAAAGAGAAGACUCCUUCCCCCAAAGAUGAGGAUGAGGAGCCUGAAAGUCCCCCAGAAAAGAAAAAGUCAGCCAGCCCUCCACCAGAGAAGUCGGGGGAUGAAGAGUCUGAAGAUGAAGCAGGCUCUGGUGAAGAUUAAAUGGAAGCUUGGAGAGAAUUUUGUUUAAAAAAAAAAAAAAAAAAAAGGAAAAGAAAACAUACUUAGGGGUAGAACACGGUUUUGGCUGUGGCUUGACUCAUGGGCUUUGAUUGCUGUCUUUUACUUUCAGCUGUUUAAUACAGUAUCCUUUUUUUAAAAGAGAAAACCCUUAUACAGUAGUAUUUUGAAAUCACUGUUCUCUAUUGGCCAUUCCAUUCUCCCUUACCCAAUCAAACAUGAAAGCCAUUUAAAACAAAUUAAUGGACCACUUAAAGAUUUUUUUUUAUUUUUAUUUUUUUUUGAAUGGAUACUGCAGUUGUGAAGCAAUAAGAUUUAAGGCUGACACUCAGAAACCUUAAAUAAUCAGAUAGACUAGAGAUCCCAAAGUUUGAAGAGAGAUUUCAAAAUUCCAUUUCCUUAUUUGAAUACAAAGAAAAUAGCCACCUAAAUCUGUUGUCUAAUACAUUUCUGGUGAUAUAAGUUCCCUCAAAGAAUAGGUUAACACAAGUUCCAAUUGUGUAUUCCAGAUACACCUUAACAGCCCAUGUUUCUAAGCUGCUUGGGUUGAUGCAACCAUUUCAUAGACAGUGUACAAGGGACUUGAAAUAGAUAGCCAGUCCACUUUGUGACUUUCUUUGGAAAUGAUCCAUCUUACCAGGAUGCUAUACCCUUGCUUCUUUCUGGAUUGAAUUGUCCCUUUCAGCGUUUGUUUGGCUUUCAACCUGCAACCGGUCAGCUGUUCAUACCCAUUACUCCUGUCAUUCUUCAGUGGCUGGAUGUAGUUUGGCAGAGUAUGGAAGAGAAAUUUAAAACAAAACACUUUUUAAAUCCUGGUUUCCUUAUGUUUUAUAGCGAUUUUCUUUUUGGAAUAAGUAGUGAAAGGAAAAAGUAAAGAUAAGCCUACAGAAGUUAGCUAUGUAGUGAGGGUGAGGCACACUCUUAUAAAUGUGAAGGGAUGGAUUCCUGUUAAGCCGCAGUCAGUCUCAGAUCCCAUGAGUCACGCUUAAGUGUUUCUCUUCUCUCCUCUCCCUUCAUCUGUCCACAGAAAGGCUAUGUAGUCAACCUCAGCCUAUCCAGCUGCAGUGUUGGAUGGUCGAUUCCUACCAGUCUAGAACAUCGCCCCACUACCACUUCAUUUCUUCUCCCUUCUUGCCCACAGUAGGGGAGUGUUGUUCAUGCUGUUCCCACACCAUUGUGUUUGCUCUUAACUGUUGGUCAAUGUUCUUCUCCCAAAGUAAAAAAAAAAAAAAAAGAGAAAAAAGGAAAAAAAAUUGCUGAGGUGGGAGGAACCAGAGGACUACUUGGAUGCAGGUGGGAGGGAGCAAGGAUUUAGUGUCAGUGCAGCAGGGCUAUGGUGUGCAACAAGCAAGAUGUUUCCACCAAAUGCAGGGCACUUGAAGUGUAUGCAGUGGCAUUGAGAUGCUUUUAACAAAGCAGCCAUAUCUCCCCCUCUUUUUUUUUGUAUUAAAUCUAUACAAAUAAACAGGCUUUUGGUCUUCAAACCUUGAUACAGGGGCUGCAGUAUUUGUUGUUGGAAUUAUUUAAAAAACAAAAAACUGGACUUGCCACCUGUUUUAACCCUUUACGCUUUCUGUAUCUUGCACACUGCUGUUUCAUAGCUGAGAGGCUUGAGUCAUAACCUUUUUAGUCAGCAAAGUGAAUUUUAUAAUUGUUUUGAGACCAGCCUCUUGAAGAUAACAUAUGGCAGCUAGAGAGUUGGAUUUCUGGUGCAUGUGCUAUUGUAUUUUUAAUCCUAUUGGAUUUUAGAAAGCCUUUUAGAUGAGGUGCACUAGGAUGAUCUGGGAGGACCGUUGGCUGAAUAGCCUCUGGAGCCAGUGAAAUUCUAAUAGCAGUUAAAUAGCUGUCUUGCAUGAAUUGUAGCAGGGGAUUUUAGAGGCUGGUAAAUUAUAUAAGCCAAGGUAAACAGUUCUCUAAUACACUUUUCAAUUAGACUAACAUUACUGCUCUACUAAGGACUAUCAGUGUUCUCACUGCAAAUCUCUAUUUUUAGGGGUUUAACUUUGCAGUACAGCUUCAGGCUGGACUGUGAUGUGUAACGGUCUGGACUGAGAAAUGAAUGUAAUCUUCCUUCCCUUCCAAAUGUCAGGAGAGCAAAAUGUCUGAUAAAGUCUUUUUUCAGACCUAGUCCAGUAAUUAUCAGGUAACAUAGGAAAAAAUUAAAUGGCCAAGUUCUAAAUGUUCAGCUAUAUGGCUGUUGUGCAUGUGUUUGCUUUUUUGGUAACAUACUCUUCCAUGAAUCUCUUUGGUCCAUACAGAUAGCUCCUCUCAAUACAAAACACAGAUAUACCCAGUUUAAGCUGUUCUUGUCUGUUGGGUAGUUUGCUCUUAAAUGUACAAGGAUUUCCUGAAGAAUAGAACACCUCUGGUUGAUCUGGUCAAUCAGCUACGUGUAUUUUUAAUUGUUUGAACUUCACCUGCUGGACCGGAUUUGUUCUGAAGGAUGUGCAUUUUGUAGUUUCUAUCAAAGUGGCUCUUUCUUCAAACAAACUAAUGUUCAGGCUAUGAUAUGGACCCGAAACCUGGAAAUGCAGUGUUUGGACUUUUGUCUUAUGUUCCUGAUUCGAGUCUCUGGGCUCCAAGUUCUCAUGCCUGGAAACUGUGGCCCUGUAGUAAACUGUCGCUCUACUUGUGUUCAGGCCUAACGACCCGCGCAACUGGGUACGUGGCGCUUGUGUCGCGACCUGCACACUAUGUAAAUGCUACACACUUUUGUUUUGGGUUUUUUUUUAACCAUUUCUCUAGUUUGUGUUUUGGUAGUCCACGCAAACACUAAAUGCUAGUAGUCCAGGAACACUUGUGGUCCCUGGAUUUCCCCCUUCAGUUGGAAAUUCAGCAGCUCGUGUUUCUGCAGGUUGAAGAAAAUUGUGAUGGCUAACUUUUUUUAACUCUCUUUUUUGUUUGUUUUUGAGAUGAAUUCAGCAUUUUCCAGUAGCAGUAGACUUUUAAUUUUUUAGGUGUCCUUUUUUUAAUCCAUUUGUGUUCAAGCAUUUUAAUUCUGUGAAGACAAGUUGUAGAGUCUCUCUCCUUAGGUGGGGGGUGGGAGUGAGUCCAUGCUUCAAGGAGCAGAAAAAUUCAUUCCUGUGAAAAGGCUUUGAAAACGAUGAACAAAACGAAUCAGGGUUGGGUUGGGGGUAGUUGUGUCGAUAGAAUUCAGGACCUGAAAUAGAUUCUGAGCUAUUAUGCCAGUGUAGCUUUGGAGCAUUGCCACAUACAGAUAUAGACUUACUCCAGAAAUGCACUAAUUCAGCAUCCUGCCCUGGUCUGGCCCCCGAAAUGGCAGCUUACCACUACCAUCCUUUACACCCAUGUGUGCAUUCUGCUUCUAGAUCUGCACUACAGCAUUAUUUUGCAGUUGCAUAUAAAUGGUCAGGUUUUUAAGUAGUCAUGAAGUCUGGUCCCCAAAGGCUCAAACUUUUUUUUUUCCAGUAAGGUUUGGAAGUUCCAUACUAAAGGUUAUUUGGUUGAAAUUAACUUAAUUUAUUUAAAUCCAUUGGACAUGAAUUCAGCGUAAAAAAAAAAAAGUCAAGAUGCCCAUUAAGAGCAGUUUUUUGUUGGGUUGGGGGGGGGCAGGGGGUGUUUUGUUUGGUUCCCCCCCCCUUCCCAAGAUGGGUUGGGUUUUAGGAUUAAUUUGGGGUGGGAAGAAUUUCAAUAUGGGACAGUUGGGAAGUUUUUAAGAAAUCACAGUGUUGGAUGAAAUCAUGUAAAAGCAGAACCAUCUGUGUCGGAGGGGGAAUCCUGUAUAUUCUUGAGUGUUACUGCUGUCCUGCAAGGAAUGGGAGGAUAGGUAAUUGUUUUGAGCAUGCUCCGUCUCAGCACCAUGCAUCUAUCAGGAAACGGAGGACUGUUUUGUACAGGGGCUGUGGCACCUGAUUUGACUUCUGAAAGUGACCCCUAAUGUACAGCAGACAAUUUAAACUGAGGAGCCAGGUCUGGGGAGGGAAGCGAAGAAACUGUAACAUGCUGGAAGCUUUUGAGCUGUAGAAACUGGUGCUUUGCUUUAUGUAAUUUGUCUGUGGAGUGUUUAUUUUUAUAACAGAUCAUAUUGUUGAACAUGGUUUUUUAAACCACAAAUCGAUCCAUGAGUCUAGAUAUUUGAGAAGUGGGUAUAAGUACAUUGGGGUAAGAGGCUGUCAAACUGUAGAGACUGCAAACAGUCACAUAAAGGGGCACCGUCACAGAUCAGUAACCCUUGGGUGUGGGGUUUGUUUAAUGUUUCUACAAAGAGCUAAGAAUAAUUUUUCCCAUUAGUUUUAACUCAGUGGCUUUUGAACUUUUUUCCUGCAGGGUUGGGGGCUUAAACUCAGAUAUCACAUGCAUGGAACUGGAAAGUGAAACCAACUAGUCUGUUCACAUUGUCCAACAUGAGUGUUGUUUUUUCUUUCUUUCUUUUUUUUAAAGAGAGAUACAGACUGAGUUUUGAGGUGCUAGUAAUACCAGCUAGAUAUGCGUCUAAAAUAAACUUCAGCUAACCGCAUCCUUUGAAAGCACCUCCCCUGACCUCCCAUAUCCUUAUAUUAGACUUCCCCACUUCAUUAGAUAACUGUCAUUUGAAUGUGUUGGUUUUUUUUUUUCAUUAAAGUCUUUAUAAAAACGUCGGUGUUUCUCUUUCUAAAUCUAGUCAAAAUUCUCGCUGUGUUCUGACCACUAUUGGAAACAACUUGGUAAACUGCCUGCCCCCAUCUAACUGCAGUGAAUUGAAUGAUUCCAUCAAUCUGAGCAUGCUCAGUGUGACUGCAAGAUACCAUUGUGCAUACGCUUUGUAUAUUGGGGCAAGGGUUUUAUAUAUAUAUAUUUUGGGAGGGCUGGGGGUGGGAUGGAGAAAUACUCAAUCAGCUUAAGCCACAGUAAUGUGUGUAAAAGCCCCUGAAGUAUUUUGUGUGUGAGUGCGCGAGUGUGUGUGCGCGCGCAUGGGAGUGUCUGACAACUUAUUCCCUAUGUGUUCUGGAAAUUUGUGAAUUCUACUUUUUCCUGCAGAAGCAAUUGUUACAAAAAUUGUAAAUAAGAGCUACAUAAUUUGUUUUACCAUGAACAUGAUGUCACAGCAAACCCUAUAAAACUACUCUGAUAAAGGAGGGAGAGACAUCAGCAGGGCAUUGGGCCCUUAACAUCAGCAAGGCAUUGCUCAGUGGUAUGCAAUUAAUAUUUGUCUCGAGUAUUCACAACCCUGUUGGGCCUUCAGUAAAAUUAGCCCCACCCCUGAGUUUCUGCACCCCUUCCUCACUAGCAGCCAGAAAAGUAGGGGUGGCAGCAAAUUAAGUACUUUCUGCUGGCCUGGGACUGAAGAGCAUUCCUGAACGUGGUUCUGUCAUCACUGGGCACGACAAAAACUUCAUUAGGGUUGGCAAGUUCUUGCAAUACCAUGACAAUACUGAGAUUGGCAGCAUGGUACUAGGAGUUAAGUUUGAAUGUAACAUUAAUGCUUUAUUUAAAAAUAUUUUUUUUUUUUUAAAAAAAAAAAAAAGGGUUGAAGUGAACAUGACUUUGUUGACCAUGUUCGUGAAUUAUAGAUGCAACAUGCAUUGGUAGAAUUGUGUGAUGGUCUUUUGUGCUACUUAAUUUUACAUAUUCCAGUCUCUGUAUGUACCUGCAAAGAAGAAGAAAAAAAAUUAACAAAACCCUGCUUUGCUUUUAUUGAAGGGUUCCCAGGACUGCAUACCUGCUCCUGAGCUCUGUUUUAAGUAUGUGUAUCCUUCGCUUGUAUUUUGUAUUAAAAAACGAGAAAAAAGAACCCUUUAUUGUUCAGCAUGUUGGAAUUGUGUCCCCUCUUUAUUUUUUCUCUUUUUGGAAUAUAUUAAGCAACUCAUUCUUCUGUAUCUUUUAUUUUCUUUUGUAAACUUUUUGGUUUUGUUUAAAAAUGGCUUUAUAAAAGGGCUUUUAUAACCCAUAAA
Molecule: messenger RNA, 7078 nt
Organism: Alligator mississippiensis (American alligator)
Lineage: Eukaryota; Metazoa; Chordata; Crocodylia; Alligatoridae
Gene: NUCKS1
Product: nuclear casein kinase and cyclin dependent kinase substrate 1
Exons: 8
Coding region: 288-1169 (293 amino acids)
Biological process (GO): interstrand cross-link repair; double-strand break repair via homologous recombination
Cellular component (GO): cytoplasm
Molecular function (GO): single-stranded DNA binding; double-stranded DNA binding
Source: RefSeq, a predicted model, not a curated record